This is a messenger RNA of Lithohypha guttulata, 3228 nucleotides long. It is a transcript of the gene SOG2, whose product is annotated as RAM signaling network component. The record is from RefSeq and is a predicted model, not a curated record. Bases 1 to 3228 code for a protein of 1075 amino acids. Gene Ontology annotation, molecular function: protein binding. The transcript has a single exon. NCBI's taxonomy places the organism in Eukaryota, Fungi, Ascomycota, Eurotiomycetes, Chaetothyriales, Trichomeriaceae.
AUGGACGAUCUCACCUUUCGAGAGGCAGCCCCAUCGGAGGAUCGAUCACGCAUACCUCAACCCUCGCGCAGAGAUCUACAAGACAGCGCACGCUACCAUUAUGACACCACUUACUCAUCCGACCACGGCCCAGGCCCUGCUACCGUGGAAGUUACUCCUCCAAGGACUAUUACAAUGCCCCGAGCGAGAUUUACGCCUCAUGUGCCCAGCAAGAGCAACCAGGAAAAGGCUGAUUGUUUGAGUGCCGAACAGACUAUUGAACUGUUCAAGAGAAAGAUCGAUGAGGCUAGGAACGAGACGCAGCAUGUCUUUUCGAGCUCAGAGACUGUCUCUGAUGCUCUGAAGCCGACUCUUACCAUUGAUCUCGGUCGAGCCAGGAUAGAAAGACUGCCAGAUGCGAUUGUAGACUUGAUUAUUGCCGAUGUCGAACGGCUAUCUUUGUCACACAAUUUUCUUCGCUAUAUCCCCGCUCGGAUUGCUGAGUGCAAUCAGCUACGAUACCUCAAUAUUCGAUCCAACGACUUUCGAGAACUUCCGCCCUCAAUCUACCGUAUGCCUUUGCUCGAGAUCUUGGAUGUGAGCAAAAACAAGAUCACAAAUAUUCCACCCGAGAUCAAGAACCUCGAAGCACUGAGAGUCUUUUCUAUCGUCCACAAUCGACUAACUGAUCUACCUGUCGAGUUAGUAGAGCUUCCACGUUUGAAGGUCCUGAAAGUGGCUGAAAACCCUUUCCGAAAGAGCAUUAGGAAAGUGAUACAUGAGAAAGAGAUUGAAGUCGCCUAUUCCGAGAUGGUCGAGAAUGAAAGGGAUACUGCUCUUACCACAGAGAUCAUAAGCUAUCUGCGGAAGCUCAUGCCUUCGUCUGCGAAUACCCCUGUAUUGGACAGUGGGGAAACAAAAGAACCACAAAGUGCUACCGAGCCACCUAGAGCGGCAAGACGUGCCUUGAGUGGCAGAUUCCCAGUCGUGCCCGCCGCACUUUCUGCAGACUCGCCUUCUGAUACGACAGAUCCUACGGGCCAGCAAUCAAGACCAUCUCUGCCUGCCAAAUCGCACUUACGUGGCUUUUCAGGUCAGUUAAUUACCAAUGGGAUCCAGAAGCGGCCUGGUAUAGCUCCACUUGUCAAUGGCGAUCGUAUGCGAACUCAUAGCGAGAGUGUGAUACAAGCGUCCGCAGCCGCUCGGCAAAAACGUAUGGGCAUGGUAAGGAGAGAGAGGACCGAGCUUGACAGUAUUGACGAGACUAAAGUCGCCAACAAAAGCCAUUUCCGAGGACUCAGCUAUGGUUCUGUAUUGAGAAGAAAUGGCAGCAUUUCAUCUCCGGGUGCCGCUAGCUCAAGCCCAAGUAGUCCGAAAGAUGUGAGAAAGCAUCCUACACAAUUUGUAAGACGCCUUUCGAGUUUGCCUGAACACAAGACGGGUCAGGUACGAAGACCACUGAUUGAAGGAGCCAAAGGAAUACUUUAUGCUCUCUACCAGGUACACCCGCAAAUAUCUGGCUUGAUCUCUACAAGUAAAGGAAGGGACCCAAGAAGAAGUGGCCUCGAGAUGUCCUUCUACAAUGCCUCAGUUCAUGUGGACAAACUGAACAAAUCCCUUGAGUAUGCGGACAACCUCGAUCCGGAAGAGGAUGAAUUGUGGGAACGAGCCGAAGAGACAAUCAACAACGACUGCGCAGUUUGCAUAAGAAGCUUUGUUCAUGUCACAACUCAAAUGCAAGAAUCAGCACAUAGGAUAGUCGCAGGCGCUGAUCCACGAUAUGUUCGCUCUCUGAUGUUGCUGCUGUAUGGCAGUAUUGUUGAGAUCAAAAAUGCCAUCAAGAGCUUGGGAGUCGAAGUCAAACAUCAUCGUAGGCAGAUGUCCAGUGGCAAUACGCAUCCCAUUGCAACGAUCCCAGAAGAAUCAAUACCCGAGACGCCCAAACCGCAGAGGAUGGACAAGGAGGUUGAUGCACUGACACUUAGACAGCCAGCACGGUUGCGAGGUGACACCGUGCUCAAACAUCCUUCGAUGGCUAACGCGCCAUCGUUACAACCAGUUCAGCCGCCUGCCUUGCAGAUACCAAGCAACACCAGCUUGACUGGUACUACAGUUCAAGGCGCUCACAGUCGUGCACCUUCCGCAUUGGGAAGUCUCUCGCAUAGAAGCUUUGCAACUCGAUCGAGGUCGAAUUCUCGGAGCACAACAAUGACGGCGAAUAGCGAUGGAGCCGUAUCGGCCGUUGCAAGUACGCCUCGCUCAAUAGACGGGUACAAUCUGUCUCCUACGGCUUCUCUGAACAGCCAUGUCAAUGCUGAUACGGGGUUGACAGAUACUCAAGAGGAACAACGCUUCGAGCUUAUCUUCAUGGCUUUGACCAAGGCUUACGAAGCGGCUCUACAAGCGGUACCGAUCACAAUGCAGCAGCUCCAGAAGUGUCUUGAUUCUGCAACCGAGCAACGGCAAGCAAAGGACCUCGUCGAAACUUGGAAUGCACUAGUUGCAAAGUCGAGAACGUGUCUCGAUCUAACACAAGCAUUACAACUCCGUCUUACCAGCAUGAAGCUCAAAGAUUCGGGUGUUGGCCUGAGCAGUGCAGACAGUGGAAGACAUGAUCCUUCUUUCUGGACCUUAGCGAAAUCCUUCUUAUCUAGCUUCGUAGGUCUCGUGACAGAGAUGAAAGAGGUCAGAAAGUCACGACUUUUGAUAUUGCCACAGGAGAUUGUUGGAGUCCUGCGACCUGUGCAAAAAGCAUGCCAAGAAGCAGGUCAUGCUAUUACCACAAGUCCUUGGAACUUCAUGCUUCAGGGUAUGACAGUUAUGCCGGCGCCUACACCUCUGGCACCUAGAGGUGGAGGAGAGAUGUCUCGUCCUCAGCUGAUGAACAGACAAGCAAGCAGCUUAAAUGGCAAUCUGAACGCAUAUUCGGUGGCCAUGGCACACCAGCAUAGUCAAGCACAGCUCGGCCAAGUUUCACCUCCCAGUAAGGGCCAAUUGCAGCAACUGCCCAGCCUCAAUUCCAUGCCGACGCCAACAAGUGGUGGAAGCGUCACGCCUAUGUCAGCCACAUCGCCGAUACCUGCGACACCAUUAUCUGCAGCUCUAGGCCCAGCCGCACAAGCAACUGUACCCAGCACACCUGCAGCUCUUUAUAAAGAUUCGUUCUUCAAAGGUGAUGUGUUCCAACGAGCAGACAGUCUCUUGAGCAUGCCUCAAGCUGCUGGUGUGAAUUUCCUCAAUCGAAGAUGA